CCCCUUAUAAGAGGAAGAAAUUGAAAGUAAUUACUGUGAGUUAAGCACCAUAUAUAAAAGGGGUUCUGUAGAGAGCUCUUUGGUUCAGUUUCUAAAUUCCUUUUUAGAUUUCUUUUUCUGUCUGGAGGUUCUCUGCGAUCAUUAGAAGACUCCUUUGCAUCUCAAAAGGGAUUGAUACCCAAAACAAGAGAGAUUGGAGCUGUUGUAUUAUCAAAGAAGAGAAAUGCUGCUAAGAAGCUCUUCAACACCGGUUCUGGGAUCUCUCCUCUCAUCCUUCCCAGAAAGCCCCAAUAACCUCAAUCACUGUGAAACCAAUAUCACCAUCAAACACCCACCAACUGCCAUUCCCCAAAGCCACCACAAGCUCUCACUCCGCCAAAAUGGGUCUCUCAGCCUCUCCUCAUUCUCACGCAACUCCUCCCCAAUCUCUCCAUCCAUCCCUGACCUCGACCGGAGUAGAAGCUUUUGUAGAGUUCAGUCCGAAGGAAACUUGGAAGGAAUAGCCUUUGCUUUUUACAACAGCAAUGAUCAAGAACCCAACAAGGUUUUGGACAGACCCAAGUGCUGUGUAUUGCAAACUAUAUCGUCUAUUAGAGGUGGACGCGAAGAUGUAGAAGAAGGAGAAGAAGAACAAAGGGAUACAGAGGAUGAUGGAGAGAGAGAAGAACUGUUACAGAGGAAUGAAAGAGGGGAAGAGAGUGCCAUGUCAAUGGAAGCACAAACGCUCAGUUUGGAGAACAGAAGGAGAAACAUGGUUUUGACAGAAGAGGCGGCGGAUGUUAUGAAUGGAAUCUGGAGUCUGGGUUUUGGAGGUGUAAAAGAGCUUCUUGGCCAAGGGAUGUUUCUUGCAGGAGGGCUAGGCGUUGGCGGCGGUGGUGACGGCGUUGGCGGCGGUGGAGAGUCCAACUCAGCAGGCCCCGGUGGGGAUGGCGGGGAUAAUCGAGAGGUUGAGGAGUAUUAUAAGAGGAUGGUGGAGGAAAAUCCCGGCAACCCUUUAUUUCUGAGAAAUUAUGCUCAAUUUCUGUACGAGUGGAGGAGAGAUCUUCAGGGUGCAGAACAGUACUACGCUCGAGCUAUUCUAGCAGAUCCCAAGGAUGGUGAAGUUCUAUCACAGUAUGCCAAGCUAGUGUGGGAGUUCAAUCACGACCAAGAUAGGGCUUCAACCUACUUCGAACGUGCAGUUCAAGCCUCUCCUCAAGACAGCCAUGUACAUGCAGCAUAUGCUAGUUUCCUCUGGGAAACAGAGGAAGAUGAGGAUGAAAGUGAUGUGCCAAAUGAGAGUGAAGUCAUGCUCAUGCCUUCACAUUUUCAUGGAGCUGUGGCUUCAGCAAGUGCUUAAAAGUUGUGGGAAUGCAUUAAUGCAAUAGAAGUUUAAUUUCGAGACAAUGGCGAUUUGAAAGAGAUACAGAGAGUGGAUGGCCAUGGCUUUUCCUCUAAUACAUUUUAUUAGAUGACAGCAUUAUUUAUUAAAUGGUAGCAUUUUUUUCCCUGAGCUAUUGACUGAUGGCAUUACCAUGAUAAAGGAUGGCCCUGACAUUGCAUGUGUAUAGAGAAUCAUUGAUUACAUGGCCUCACAAUUUUUCCCUCUA
This is a messenger RNA of Juglans microcarpa x Juglans regia, 1589 nucleotides long. RefSeq lists its product as uncharacterized. Gene Ontology annotation, molecular function: protein binding. The transcript has 4 exons. The record is from RefSeq and is a predicted model, not a curated record. Lineage: Eukaryota; Viridiplantae; Streptophyta; Magnoliopsida; Fagales; Juglandaceae. Gene Ontology annotation, biological process: RNA processing. Bases 224 to 1339 code for a protein of 371 amino acids.